Molecule: messenger RNA, 2853 nt
Organism: Zingiber officinale
Lineage: Eukaryota; Viridiplantae; Streptophyta; Magnoliopsida; Zingiberales; Zingiberaceae
Product: probable GTP diphosphokinase RSH2, chloroplastic
Exons: 6
Coding region: 566-2704 (712 amino acids)
Biological process (GO): guanosine tetraphosphate metabolic process
Cellular component (GO): chloroplast
Source: RefSeq, a predicted model, not a curated record
UCUCCUUUCUCACUAUUUUUUUUUACCCCAUUUUUCUGCUAAUAAUUGCGCAGUCGUAAACCACCGCAUAAGAGGACAGCGAAAGCGUGCUGCAUUUUCUUUUCCUUCUUCAUAUUUCUUCCACGCCUCGUCUAGGAAUUUUGUUGGCAAGGGAUUUAGCACCUAAUUCGUCCUAUUCUAUUUCUGUUCUCCCUUUGCCGUGAUCCGCUUUCUCUCUCUGUUUUUUCAUAAAUUUUUCAUGUUAUUUUCGUCGUUCUGUUUCUUAUUUGAUCUGCUAACGUUUGCAGAAAGAAAGGCGUUCCCUUUCGGCUUAUUGCCUUGGCCAGGGAUUUGGACCGAGAUCCCAAGUUUAACGGUUUCUAAAUUCCUGGCUUCUUGUUGUUCUUGCCCAAAGGCACCUCCUUUUGGUACUAGGGUUGGAAAAAUCUGUUCUUGUUGUAUCUGCAAUUGUUUGACUUUCACUGUUGUUCGUGAUCUUGUUCUUGAAGUUUGAUUCCUCUAAAAAGGUGCCUUUUUCCCCCCUCCUCCGGUUGUAAAUUUGGGAAUUUGACUGCUAGUCUCCUUGAUGUCGGUGCCUGCGGUCGCGAUUCCUGCUGUCGCUCCUGGCGGCCUUUGCUUGAGCUCCCGCCUGUCGCAUUGCUCGUCUGAGUAUGAUCAGAAUGCAAGAUUCUCCUCAUGCAGUAAUACUGCAGCGUCUUCUGCCUCUUCCAGCCGUAAGCCGAUCCACGGUGGUCUCUCGUACCUUUUCUCCUCGCCGUUGGCCCGACUCUUGCCCACCGCCGCUGGUUCAAGCUUGAACGAUGAGGUCUCUCCGCCACGGCUUGACCGGUCAGACGAGUUCGGGAGCUCCUUUUCCUACUCAACCUAUUCUCCUUCGCUCAAAUACAGAGAGCCCAGCCCCAUUGCCGUCUUUCAUGGCUCCGUUUCAUCUUCUUCCAGGAGCCCACCUUUGCACAGAAUCCCUCGGGACUUGAAUAGAACUACCGAUUCGAGAGUUGGAAGAGACAAGUUACUGAAUGGAUUCAUUGGGCAUGCCCUGGGCUCUUACUUGGAUUGUGAUUCUUACAGCCUUCCAGCUCCAGGGGGUGGUGGCAGUGUAAAUAUGGAAGAUCUCCCAUUUGAUUUAGAAGAAGAUUCCAGCAAAGCACGGGCAAACUCUGAACCAUAUGCACACGAUCUCCUUGUUGGAGCCCAGUCGAGGCACAAGAUUUUCUAUGAUGAGUUUGUUGUGAAGGCUUUCUAUGAAGCCGAGAAAGCUCACAAAGGCCAGAUGCGGGCGAGUGGAGAUCCUUACCUACAACAUUGUGUGGAGACAGCUGUGCUACUUGCAAAGAUUGGUGCUGAUGCCACAGUCGUUGCUGCAGGGCUGUUGCAUGAUUCAGUGGAUGAUUCUUUUAUGACAUAUGAUUAUAUUCUUCAAGAGUUUGAAGCUGGCCUUGCUGAUCUUGUUCAAGGGGUCUCAAAAAUGAGUCUCUUGAGUAAAUUUGCUCGACUGAACAACACUGCAAGCCGAAAAGCUGAAGCUGACAGAUUACACAUAAUGCUUCUCGCAAUGACAGAUGCCAGAGCAGUUCUUAUAAAGUUGGCUGAUCGUUUGCACAACAUGAUGACAUUGGAUGCCUUGCCUAUGAUUAAACAACAAAGAUUUGCAAAGGAAACUCUAAUGAUUUUUGUUCCAUUAGCCAACCGGUUGGGAAUCUUUAGUUGGAAGGAGCAGCUUGAAAAUGUGUGCUUUAAACAUUUAUACCCAGAGCAUUACAAACAGUUGUCUUCCAAACUUGUUAGAUCCUUCGAUGAAGAUAUGAUUUCCUCCUCUAUAGAGAAGCUAGAGAAAGCUCUCAAGGACAAGGGCAUUAGCUAUCAAUUUCUAACAGGGAGAUGCAAGAGUUUGUACAGCAUUUACUCCAAAAUGCUCAAGAAGAAUCAAACACUAGAUGAUAUCCAUGAUAUACACGGGCUACGCUUGAUAGUUGAGAAACAGGAAGACUGUUAUGCAGCCCUAGAGAUUGUACAUGGCUUGUGGCCUGAAGUUGAUGAAACUUUCAAGGACUACGUAGCCCAUCCAAAAGUCAAUGGGUACCGAUCACUGCAUACUGUUGUUCUAAGCCAAGAGUCACUUCCUCUCGAGGUUCAGAUUCGAACUAAAGAGAUGCAUCUACAGGCAGAGUUUGGGAUUGCUGCUCACUGGAGAUACAAGGAAGGUGACUGCCAGCAUUCUUCCUUUGUUCUUCAAAUGGUGGAAUGGGCUCGAUGGGUCGUGUCAUGGCAAUGCGAGACUUUGAAUAUGAGCCAUUCAUCGUCCUCCAGCGAUGCUGAUUCAAUCAGGCCGCCAUGCCCUUUUCCUUUGCAUUCUCAUAGCUGCCCCUACUCUUACACUCAACAGAGAAAUUACACUGGGCCUGUUUUCAUCAUCAUUCUGGAAAAUGAGAAGAUGACUGUACAUGAACUCCCGGGGAAAUCUACAGUCGCAAAUCUUUUAGAUCGAGUUGGGGGAAUUCACAUACGUUGGCCAAACUACACAUUCACAGAGAAAGAAGAACUGCAACCAAGGCUGAACAAUCAACCUGUUAUUGACCUAAACCAGGAGCUAAGGAUGGGUGAUCUGGUAGAGCUAAAGCCGGUGAUUUCCGACUGGUCGUUGACAGAAUACAGAGAGGAAAUCCAGCGCAUGUAUGAUAAAGAUCUGAGCGUCUCAGGCAGGUAGAUUUGGAAGCAGAUUUCCAUCCUUGCUAACGUUGUCAUUUCUUCUCCACAACCAGUUUCAUUUUGCUGGAGAAGUUUAUUCAGCUAUGUAAUAGUUCCUGUACAUUGAAAAAAUUAUAUAUAUUUGUACAUAAACCAUUAAAAGCUCCA